Molecule: messenger RNA, 740 nt
Organism: Kockovaella imperatae
Lineage: Eukaryota; Fungi; Basidiomycota; Tremellomycetes; Tremellales; Cuniculitremaceae
Exons: 1
Coding region: 351-674 (107 amino acids)
Source: RefSeq, a predicted model, not a curated record
UCCCGACUUCAAUCAUACAUUCUAUGAUCGAUUCGAGAGUUUCAUGAUCAAUCCAGAGGGUUCGAAGAAAGUAUCGGUGUGGGGAUGAGUAAAGCAGAGGUAGAGGCCUCCACUCUGCCAGAACCUCUCGGUGUUCCAUUCCGUUUAUAUCGAGUUGUCGUUAUAUAAUCAGUUGAUCCGUCCGGUUUCUUAAUCGGAUAACAUACCAAGGUUGCACUUCAAUCCUUCCGAAUUGAAUCGACAAACGUUCCCCUUUGCUUUCCUACCGGAACUUUCGUCUUCUCCCGGGACGGCCCGUAAGCACUCAGCUCCUUCCUCGAACGCUCCUGCGGAUACACAGCAGUUCAUCGAUGGACAAGGCUCAAAGGGACAAUCACCCUGUGAAAUCUCAAUUGUUGUCUAUGACAUUGUCCAUAGAGAGUCUACGCGCAAGCAAGAUCCUUUUGGAGCAAGAGCAUACAAUCCUCAGGGGCAUGGUGAAGAGUGCCAGUGCCAAGCGGACGGGGACAAGCGUCAAUGAUGUCGAUUCUCAUGACAAUUCUACCACUUUUCAAAAGCUCCUGGACGCCGCCAACACUCGAGCAGCUGAACAAGCCGCUAAGGGAAGGGAAGAGUACCAGGCCAGGACAAUGGAGCAUCAGGCCCAAGCUCUUCUGAUUUUGAUGCAUGCAUAAUGACUGAUUUUGAGAAAAUUCAAUCAUCAUGAUAGAGCCAAAGGGAAAAAGAUGCAUCGAUCUCGC